Molecule: messenger RNA, 2955 nt
Organism: Antechinus flavipes (yellow-footed antechinus)
Lineage: Eukaryota; Metazoa; Chordata; Mammalia; Dasyuromorphia; Dasyuridae
Gene: CHMP2B
Product: charged multivesicular body protein 2B
Exons: 6
Coding region: 683-1327 (214 amino acids)
Biological process (GO): late endosome to vacuole transport; protein transport; endosome transport via multivesicular body sorting pathway
Cellular component (GO): multivesicular body; ESCRT III complex
Source: RefSeq, a predicted model, not a curated record
ACGAGAGUAAUGGAUCUCUCAUGCUUCUAUUUGACUUAUUAAGUAACCCGGGAUAAAGUACCUGUAAUCCUUUCACUGCGUGUGUGUGCGUGCAUGUGUAACAAAAAGAGAGAAUAAACACAAGGCAUUGCCUGCCCCGGGGGAAAGAAAAGGUGAUGCCAAGAAGCCCCUUCCUGCUUUCUGAGCCAUAUUUAAUCUUCCUUCGGGGCUGAGCACUCGCGGAGCCAGCAAAGGCAGACUUCGAAGCUCGAGUCCACCGCCGCAGCACCCAGUCUACCCCGCAGCAGAGGCCAGCUAAACCCGCAGGCUCUGCGCAGUUCCGAGGUCGCAGUGGGGUUGGGAAGGGGGUGCGGGGUUGGCAGAAGGAAGGGCAGAGUCCGGGCAGCUUCAGCGUCAGCCUCUUCCUGGCGCACGCUCCAGAGCUUGAACGCGCAAGCGCCAGAGCGGGGAGACAGACUUCAAAAAAAAAAAAAAAAAAAAAAAACCAACUCUGCCUGUUUCCCCGUCACCUGAGCUCCCUGCGAAGCUACAGCGGUAACCCCGGCAGCGCAGACUCUGCACCACCACCCCCAGCGGUCCGGGGGACCCGUGACUCCUUUUCCUGCCCCGCCAGUCCAUUCCCUUCUAGGUCCCCUGGGCUUCUCUCCUGCCCUAACCUAAGCUGGGGCGGGGGUCUGUGAUCAUGGCCUCUCUUUUCAAGAAGAAGACGGUAGAUGAUAUAAUAAAGGAGCAGAAUCGAGAGUUACGAGGUACACAGAGGGCUAUAAUGAGAGAUCGAGCAGCAUUAGAAAAACAGGAAAAACAGCUGGAACUAGAAAUUAAAAAAAUGGCCAAGAUUGGUAACAAAGAAGCGUGCAGAGUUUUAGCUAAACAGCUUGUGCAACUGAGGAAACAAAAAACUAGAACUUUUGCCGUAAGUUCAAAAGUCACUUCUAUGUCCACACAAACUAAAGUAAUGAACUCCCAAAUGAAGAUGGCUGGAGCUAUGUCAACUACUGCAAAAACAAUGCAGGCAGUUAACAAGAAGAUGGAUCCACAAAAGACAUUACAAGCAAUGCAGAAUUUCCAGAAGGAAAACAUGAAAAUGGAAAUGACUGAAGAAAUGAUCAAUGAUACAUUGGAUGACAUUUUUGAUGGAUCUGAUGAUGAAGAAGAAAGCCAGGAUAUUGUGAACCAGGUGCUUGAUGAAAUUGGAAUUGAAAUCUCUGGAAAGAUGGCCAAAGCACCAUCAGCUGCCCGAGGUUUACCAUCUGCAUCUACAUCAAAAGCAUCUACAAUCUCUGAUGAAGAGAUUGAAAGACAACUUAAGGCUUUGGGAGUAGAUUAGCUGAAAUUUAUUUAUGAUCUAUUAAUGAUUUACAAUCAGCAUAAAACUGGCAUUGUAAAUUCUUUUUACAGAACUUACUUAUUUUGCAAAAAAUACAGUCAAUGAAGUUUCAAUCCAUACCUUGUUUUAAGUCUUUUUGCCAAAGAAUGAUUUACAAAAAAGAGAAGACAUUUGAAUCUUAAUUACCAAAUACUUUGAAAUGAUUAUGUCUAAACUUCUUCCCUGCAUGUUAUAUUAUAAAAUUCUAUUAAGGUUAGUGCCAGAUCGUACUUGCAUUCUAAAUCUUUUCUCCCCAUGUAGAGAAAUGACACUAAGCACCAAUAUAAAGAAUUGCAAUAGAUUCAACUGACAGGAGACCUUUAUCUGCUGCUUGUAUUUUGAACCUUGGCCACAAGAACUGCAAUUAUCAAAUUACAUUUAAAAUGCUUUGAAACAAAAGCCCUCUUUCGAUAUGUAAAGUUUGUAGUUUUUUAAAAACAUUCUUGGCACCUGCCUUAAAUUCUUGUAGCACAAAAAAUUCUGUGCACUUCUCUAAAUUGUUGGUAUGAAACUUGAAUGAUCAGUUUUAAACUUAAAUGGUGAUCUAAUUUGACAGUUCUUGAGGUUUCUUAUCUGGGACCUAUCACUUUACUUGACUAGUUAUACACAGAACUGGUAGUUAGGAGACAAUUCUAAACCUAACUCCAACUAGUGGUAUGGCCUUGGAAAAGUCAUAUCCCCUCUCAGGACUCUUUCCUUAAGCUGUAAAAUGAGAGGGUGUCUACAAGAAGACGUACAAAAUGUCUCUUCCAGCUCUAAAAUUCUGCAAAAUUAACCAUAAAGGACACUGAUUUCAUUUUGUUAAGAAAAUAAUGUAACAAUUUGUUGAUCCUUGAAAGAAUUAUUGUGCCUUUCUCUAUGUGAAUCCUACUUUUCCUUCCACAUUCUUAUGAGCUGAAUUCAUCCUUAGAUUGAACCUUCUUUCCAGAUGCCAUGUGUCCAGUAUAAAGCACUACUAAUACUAAUAUAGUAGCAGAGGAUAUUAAACAUUGCAAUUUUAAAGCAAAACUAAUUGAAGUUUUUGUAAAUAAACUUUUGUCAGAAAAACGCUGCCUAAAAAGUGUAUUAAUAUGCUAUGCUGUAUUUUUUUAAAGUAGAAAUGCUGUGGUAUUUACUGUGUAUAUAUUGGAAAAUUUGAGCAGAAAUAGGUUCCUUUAAGUUUUUUUGUGUUCAUUCAGUUUCAUUUUUUAAAGUAACUUAAUGGUAGAAAAUAUAUUUAAUGCUUUUUCAUUAAGAAUAUGUCAUUGUAGACUUGGAGAGACGAGAGUCAAGUCAUGUGGAAUAUUGAGAAUGGUGAGGGUUGUUUGCUGUUAAGAUGAUGAUUUAAUCUUGAUCAAAACCCAAAAAAGGGAGAACAAUUUUCACUUUGAUUUAGGAUUUGAUCAUGGGAAUUCUUUAGUUCGCAUAGCAUUGCUGAACAUUAAAUGCCCAUUUCAAAUUACUGGAUUACAAAAAAAGAAAUUUUUUUGGUGCUCUUAAGUGUAAAUAAUAGUGCUGUUUACUUCUUUUUCAUUUAUUUUGGGGGCUCUUUCUUCAUUUUUUAUAAAUUAUUUUGUUUUAAAAAAUCCAAUAAAGGUUUAAUUCCUGGA